AUGCUCGACAGGAAUAAGGCAAAUCUGAUACUCCAGAGCAAAUCACCGUACGUGGAGCAGUUCCUCACCCAAGAAAUUAGCUCCGGACGUGGACAGAGAUACUUGGAUCUGCUGUGGCGAUUCUACGAGAAAACAGGAAACUACGAUAAAGCGGCCACAUUACUCAGCCGACUAGCCGAUAAUGAGAAUGAUGAGAUUUCUUUGUCACAACGAUUCGCCUACUUAUCGCAUGCCAUAAUAUGCGCCCAGGCAGCAACAGAUGCAAAAACAAAAGCAAUGAUACAGGAUCUCCGAGACAAAGUGGAAGUGGCUCAUAUACAAAUGGCUAUAAAGGAUUGCGUGGAUCUGCAAACGCCAAGUCAACAAAAUCUGGUGAAGCUGCUCGACGGCCCCAUUCUUCCGCUGCACGAUCUUCUGCAGAAAUUCGCGAGUCCUCUUGGGUUGUACAAGGUGCAACUGGCCAUAUUCCAUUGUGCGAAUCUCUACAGCGAAGAGCCAAUAAUGGCUGUCUGGGAGAAUAUUUUACAAUCAGAGUUUAAAUACGAGGGCGAGGUACCCGAACGGUUAUUGUGUACGCUACAUGAUUUGCAUUCUAUUUAUGGGUCAGACGAAAUAUUUCCCUCGAAAUUACAUUUUGCGACGAUUGCUUGA
Cooperia oncophora is the source of this 651-nucleotide messenger RNA. The record is from the annotation of a GenBank genome assembly. Lineage: Eukaryota; Metazoa; Nematoda; Chromadorea; Rhabditida; Trichostrongylidae.